AAUAUUGAUCAAUAAAUAAAUUAAUAUUUUUUUAUUGAAGUAAUACGAAUAUUUAUGAAGUUAUGUAACGUAAAUAUUACGUAAUAUAAAAAAUCAAAAACCGUGUCAUUCUUGAACAAUGUUACGUACGGCUAUAAGUCGAAACAUGCGAAAUUUUAGUAAUAAUGCAGAAGUAAAAUGCAAACGCCUGGAAGGAAAAGUUGCAAUCGUUACUGCAUCUACAGAGGGGAUAGGAUAUUCUAUAGCGAAACGUUUAGCGCAAGAGGGUGCCAAAGUUAUGAUCAGUAGCAGAAAAGAAUCUAAUGUAAAAAAGGCUGUGAAUAAAUUACUUGAAGAAGGUUUAUUUGUUGCUGGUACUGUUUGUCAUGUAGGAAAAGCUGAACAAAGAAAAAAAUUAUUCGAUGAAACAAAAUCUGUAUUCGGAGGUCUGGAUAUUUUGAUUUCUAAUGCAGCAGUAAAUCCACAAGUUGGGCCAGUUUUAGAAAGUGAAGAGGAAGUGUGGGAUAAAAUAUUUGAUAUUAAUGUUAAAUGUACAUAUUUACUUAUGAAAGAAUCUUUGCCUCUUUUAAAAGAUAGUAAAUCACCAUCAAUAACUAUUAUAUCAUCUAUAUCAGGAUAUCAACCAUUUAAUCUUCUUGGAGUUUAUUCAGUUAGUAAAACAGCAUUAUUAGGACUUUGUAAAGCUGCUGCUGAAAAUUUAUCUACAUAUGGAAUUCGCGUCAAUUGCAUCGCACCUGGUAUUAUCGAAACCAAAUUCUCAGAGCCAUUCCACAAAUCUGAAACAGCAAAUGCUGCUACUAUGGAAAAAAUUCCACUUGGAAGAAUUGGAAAGCCAGAUGAGAUUAGUGGCAUUGCUGCUUUUUUAGCGAGUGAUGAUGCAUCAUAUAUUACUGGGGAAACAAUUGUUGCUAGUGGUGGUAUGCAGUCAAGGCUUUGAAGAAUAAGCAAGAUGUAAAUAUUAUCUUGCACUUAUUUAAUUGAACAAAUAAAACUAUCAAAUGUAAUUAAUACUUUUUUAUAUAUACAUUUUAUAUACAUUUGUAUACAUUUUAUAUAUUUUUGUUAUGUUAGUUGUAUAAGAUGUUAAAAUGAAAUAUUAGGUACUUGAUAUACAUCUAUCUACUUGCAUGAUUAGUUUCUGGACAUAUGAUUAAAUGUAUGAAAAUAAAAUGAAAGUGUAUAUUUGUGAUA
Messenger RNA from Vespula pensylvanica (western yellowjacket), 1191 nucleotides. It is a transcript of the gene DHRS4, whose product is annotated as dehydrogenase/reductase SDR family member 4. NCBI's taxonomy places the organism in Eukaryota, Metazoa, Arthropoda, Insecta, Hymenoptera, Vespidae. Bases 119 to 937 code for a protein of 272 amino acids. The record is from RefSeq and is a predicted model, not a curated record. The transcript is spliced from 6 exons. Gene Ontology annotation, molecular function: carbonyl reductase (NADPH) activity.